This is a messenger RNA of Rattus norvegicus (Norway rat), 2013 nucleotides long. It is a transcript of the gene Snrnp35, whose product is annotated as small nuclear ribonucleoprotein U11/U12 subunit 35. NCBI's taxonomy places the organism in Eukaryota, Metazoa, Chordata, Mammalia, Rodentia, Muridae. Gene Ontology annotation, cellular component: spliceosomal snRNP complex; nucleus. Gene Ontology annotation, molecular function: nucleic acid binding; RNA binding. The record is from RefSeq and is a predicted model, not a curated record.
CUCUGUGUAGCUCUGGCUAUCCUGGAACUCACUUUGUAGACCAGGCUGGACUCAAACUCAGGCAUCAUCCUUCUUGUGCCUCUCGAGUGCUGGGAUUAAAGGCAUGCGCCACCUCCCCCCAGUUAGGUUUUUUCUUGUUUUAUGUAUAUCGGUGUUUUGCCUAAAUAACACGUUUGCAAUGUCUUGGGAGGCCAGAAGUCAUUAAUCCUCUGAAACUGAAGUUACAGACUUCAGUAACUGUGCUGGGUGGGAACCGAAUCGGGUCUCUGGAAGAGCAGCCAGGGCGUUCAAUCCCUGAACCAUCUCUCCAGUUUGUUGACUGGGUGUCAUGUGGCCUGUAAAUGGCAAUCCUCCUGCUUCAAACUCUCAAAUGCCGAGAUUACAGUCGUACUCAUCUUGCCCUAUACUAAAAGUGAAGUUACUAAAUCUAGAGAUUAGUAAAUCUGUGGAAAUUGUACGAAAAACUUCUCAUUAACAUCACUGGAUUUUCUAGGAACCAAUUCAAUAUAACCAGAUUCGCAGGGUAAACUGGUUUUAGAAAACUAACUGCACAUUCAGUAGUCUACCAACUAUCAAUUUAGUUUUUUUUUUUUAAUGUAAAAACAAAAAAAAAAUCUCCUUAUCCUCAAAAUAUACACUUCUGUAUGUUGACUCAUAUAAUCAAUUUAUUAUUUUUAAGUAAUGCAAAAGAUGGAAGAAGGUCCCACACUUAGGACUCAGGAUGCAGCCGAGUUUUUCUGAGUUCGAGGCCAGCCUAGUCUACGAAGAGAGUUCUAGGGGAGCCAAGGUUACAUAGAGAAAUCCUGUCUCUGACAGCACACGCGCGCGCGCACACACACAAACAAAAACACAUUGCUCAACGGUCGUGGCGAAUCUGCUGCUGCCAAUAAAGAGUUCCAGUGGAGGUCGGAGUAAGGAAUCUGCAGCCUCUGGCAAACGGGCGGUGGAAACUACUUUUGUCUCCCUGUGGAAAGAACCCAACUUUUGCUGAGAACAUGAGCGACUGGAUGCCCAUUGCCAAGGAAUAUGACCCGCUUAAAGCUGGCAGCAUCGAUGGUACAGAUGAAGACCCACAUGACCGGGCUGUGUGGAGGGCCAUGCUGGCCCGCUAUGUCCCCAACAAAGGAGUCACCGGAGACCCUCUCCUUACCCUGUUUGUAGCACGACUGAACUUGCAGACCAAAGAGGAGAAGUUAAAGGAAGUCUUCUCCCGAUAUGGAGACAUCCGACGGCUACGGCUGGUUCGGGACCUGGUGACAGGCUUCUCCAAGGGCUAUGCCUUCAUUGAGUACAAGGAGGAGAGGGCCCUGCUGAAGGCCUACAGAGAUGCUGAUGGACUGGUCAUUGACCAGCAUGAGAUAUUUGUGGACUAUGAGCUAGAGAGGACCCUCCGUGGCUGGAUCCCUCGGCGUCUGGGUGGUGGGUUGGGUGGGAAAAAGGAAUCUGGGCAACUGAGGUUUGGUGGCCGGGAUCGACCUUUCCGAAAACCCAUCAACUUGCCAGUUGUCAAGAAUGAGCCGCAUAGAGAAGGGAAAAGGGAAAGGAGGGAGCGAUCUCGAUCCAGGGACAGACACUGGGAUCCCAGGCCCAGGGAACGGGACCAUGAUAGGGGCCGAGAGAAGCACUGGCAAGACAGGGCCAGGGUGUGGCCUGAGAAUGAUUGGGAAAGAGAGAGGGAGUUCAGGGACGAGAGGGCCAAAACCAGGGACAAGAGGGACAGAAGUAAGUAGAGCCAGCAGCAGGCAGUGGAGGCCCACGCAGAGGGUAGGGGCUGAAGCCACCAGGCCUCUGUCAGGCUGGGGCCAUUCCUUUUGCAGUACUGGGGAUUGAGCUGGAGAGCACAGGCAUGCCAGGCAAGCACUCCAACCACAGCCACGUAGGAUGAGAGGGAGAAACAACUGUAUCUGUCACCCACUCAAGUGGAAAUAGAAAGUGUUCACAUGCCGUCAUCCCAGCACUCGGGAGUUGGAGGCAGGAGUAUGAAAGAGGAUAAUAAAGAAUCUAUGACUAGAA